AUGGAAGCUCAUCCGACCGUACCAUUAGCCAGUCCUACUCCGAAAACAGCAGAACAAAAGCAGUCUGACCAGAUAGCUUAUAGAGAUCUCGUCAUCUUUGAAGAGCGUUUACGAAGCAACAUGACAAGGUUACUCCAACGCAAGAAGAAGUUUGAAGCCCUGUUGUGUUUUCUUCUCUGUUGUCUGACGUACUUCUUUUACGCUGUAUUUGUUGAUCCUAGCAAGUUAUUUGUCUGCCAUCUCAUAAACACAGUCGCUCUUCUUGCAUCGGCAGGAAGUCUUGUAUUCUUUUAUAGAUCGGGGAUGUAUUCUGAAAAGAUCCUCUUUGCAUCCCAGUUUGUUCCACACUGCAACAGAGCGCUACAGUCAUUCAACCUACAGUUCAGUCCACGUAGUCGGCCUGGUGAGGUUGGAUUCUACAGCAAAAUCCCAAAGCAAUUUCAAGAUGGAUUUGAAGCCUAUCGUAAACACUAUUAUGCCCGUAAGAGGGCCCGGCAAGCAAAAUCAAAGCAAUCUUGA
Molecule: messenger RNA, 519 nt
Organism: Phycomyces blakesleeanus NRRL 1555(-)
Lineage: Eukaryota; Fungi; Mucoromycota; Mucoromycetes; Mucorales; Phycomycetaceae
Exons: 4
Coding region: 1-519 (172 amino acids)
Cellular component (GO): Nem1-Spo7 phosphatase complex; cytoplasm
Molecular function (GO): protein phosphatase regulator activity
Source: RefSeq, a predicted model, not a curated record